Durotheca rogersii is the source of this 1531-nucleotide messenger RNA. Its product is annotated as DnaJ-domain-containing protein. NCBI's taxonomy places the organism in Eukaryota, Fungi, Ascomycota, Sordariomycetes, Xylariales, Xylariaceae. Gene Ontology annotation, cellular component: cytosol. Gene Ontology annotation, biological process: translational initiation. Bases 183 to 1304 code for a protein of 373 amino acids. Gene Ontology annotation, molecular function: protein-folding chaperone binding. The record is from RefSeq and is a predicted model, not a curated record. The transcript has 3 exons.
UCUCCCUUCCCAGCCGUCCAUCACACGACCUCAGAAUAAUAAUAAUAACUGCGUGCCUCCUCCCCCGUCCACCGACGCCUACCUACGCCCUCAUAUAUUAACCCUGUCCCGUCCUCGCAGACCCUCACCGAGACACAGCAUACAUACCUAGCCAUACACCGCUUCCCGGCCCACACGUUAAGAUGGUGAAAGAGACGAAGCUGUACGACCAGCUCAACAUCAAGCCGGAUGCCACCCAGGACGAAAUCAAGAAGGCCUAUCGGAAAGCUGCCCUGAGGUGGCACCCCGACAAGAACAAAGAUAACCCGUCGGCCGCCGAGAAGUUCAAGGAGUGCUCCCAGGCCUACGAGAUCCUCUCCGAUCCCGAGAAGCGCAAGACCUACGACCAGUUCGGCCUCGAGUUCCUGCUUCGCGGCGGUACCGCCCCGCCGCCCGGCGAGAACCCCUUCGCCGGAGCUCAAGGCGGCAUGCCCGGCGGCUUCAACGGCUUCGAGUUUAAUAAUGGAGCUAUGCCGGGAGCUCGAACGUUUCAUUUCAGCACCGGUGGCCGCGGCUCGAACGCCUUCAACUUUAGCAACCCCGAGAGCAUCUUCGCCGAUUUUAUGCGCGCCGGCAGCGGCUUAGGGCCUGACGACGACGACGACGACGGCAUGCCUCGCGUAUUCGGCCGGAGCAUGCCGCGAACCUUUGGCGCCGGCCGAACCCGAAUGCGGAGUAGCUAUCCUGGCGGCGAUCCGUUCGCAGGCAGCGGGGCGAGAGAAGCGACACCCGAUGUCACCACCGUGGAGCGCUCCCUACCGCUCUCCCUAGAAGAGCUGUUCACCGGGGUGACGAAGAAGAUGAAGAUCAAGAGGAAGAGCUUCGACGACAGCGGCAAACGGACAACUACAGAUCAAGUCCUCGAGGUGCCUAUCAAGCCCGGUUUGAAGAAAGGCAGCAAGAUCAAGUUUAAGGGCGUGGGCGACCAAGAGGAGGGCGGGAAGCAGGACCUGCAUUUUAUUGUCGAAGAGAAACCGCAUCCCCUCUACCGUCGUGACGGUGACGAUCUUAUCCACUCCAUCGAGCUGACCCUAAAGGAGGCACUGACGGGCUGGAAACGAACGGUGGCGACGAUCGACGGAAAGCAGCUCAACGUCGAGAAGAGCGGACCGACCAGCCCGGGCACCUCGGAUUCGUACCCCGGACUCGGAAUGCCCCUGUCGAAGAAGCCGGGCGAGCGGGGAAACUUCAUCCUCAAGUACAACGUAACCUUCCCCGAGAGCUUAACCACGGAGCAAAAGCAGCUGCUCAGAGACAUCUUAUAAUUGUUAUCGCGAGAUGCAGGACCUCGCAGAGGGACCUAUGUUGCAUUUUGGCGUUGUGGGACUCGAUAAGCAGGAAAAUUUCACGACAUUCACGACCAUGAAGGACACGAGGUGUUUUUACACGGAAAGCAUCAAAGAUCUUUGAGGGAGUGAGCAUCGUUGUCGGCAGAAUGAGCCUUAGAGUUGUGGCGCGAGGUCGACUCCCGACGGAGCCGUGGCCCUCCUCC